Messenger RNA from Cuculus canorus (common cuckoo), 3754 nucleotides. It is a transcript of the gene RASSF3, whose product is annotated as Ras association domain family member 3. The record is from RefSeq and is a predicted model, not a curated record. Gene Ontology annotation, cellular component: cytoplasm. The transcript has 5 exons. Gene Ontology annotation, biological process: signal transduction. The coding region runs from base 29 to 1012 and encodes 327 amino acids. NCBI's taxonomy places the organism in Eukaryota, Metazoa, Chordata, Aves, Cuculiformes, Cuculidae.
ACUGGACAUACGGAAGAAUUUGUUCAGGAUGAGGGUGGAGAGGCGCCAGCACUGCGCGACCCGCGCACAGCCGAAAGCGGCGCUGCCGCGGGAGCUUGUGCGGCAGGAAGGGAGCGGGGCCGGCCGAGCAGCUCCUCCUCCUCCUCCUCCUCCCGCUCCUCCUCCUCCCCGGGAGCGGCGGGGUCCAUGCGGCGGGCGGGACGGCGUCGCCCGGCUCCGGUGGCAGCGGCAGCCGGUGCCGAUGAGCUGGAGCAGCAGCAUGAGCAGCGGGUACAGCAGCCUGGAGGAGGAGGAGUCCGAGGAGUUCUUCUUCACCGCCCGCACCUCCUUCUUCAGGAGGCCGCCGGGGAAGACCCGGGCCGCCCCGCAAGAUGUUCAGAAGGAGAACGAACCUCACGUUUAUCUCAGUAAAGAAGAAGUUAAAGAGAAGAUACAAAGCUAUAAUUCAUCUGUCACUGAUAAAUUAAAGAUGACCUUGAACGCAAAUGGGAUUUACACUGGCUUCAUCAAAGUUCAUUUAGAACUAUGCAGACCGAUCACUGUGCAGUCUUCCCAGAGCCAGGGGAGGUGCGCUCACAGCAAUAACGAAACUGCAUUUUACUUGCCGGAUGGCUGCGUGAAUACCCUUCACAUCAGCAGCACCAACACUGUUCGUGAAGUUAUUGAGGCCUUGCUCAAAAAGUUUUUCGUGGCUGAUAACCCUGCAAAGUUUGCACUUUAUAAACGCUGUCACAAGGAAGACCAAGUUUAUACAUGCAAGCUGUCAGACCGAGAACAUCCCCUCUACCUGCGUUUGGUGGCGGGCCCCAGAACAGAAAUGCUCAGUUUCGUUCUGCGCGAGCAUGAAACUGGAGAAGUCAUGUGGGAAGCUUUCAGCAUUCCUGAACUGCGAAACUUCUUGCGUAUACUGGACAAAGAGGAAAAUGAGCAACUGCAAAUCUUAAAGAACCGUUACGCAGCUUACAGAGACAAACUUGAAGAAGCCCUUGGUGGGGUGUGGAAACCUGGUUAAAAGGGGCCAAAGGACACUCAGGAAAAAUGCACGCUACCAAAUGUCAGUAUAGCAUGCCAAACCCAAUGUACAAAGAGCAGCAGAGAGUAGUUUUCUUUAUUCAGAAGACUGUUUUGUGAUGCCAGGGUACCUGAAUUUUGCUAUAGACUUAGUUCCAUAAGCCAAGUCACUUAGCAUCUUGCACCCACAAGUAAGGGAUUCUGCAUGUUUGUACAUCAGUUUGCAACCCUCUGUUUGCCUAGAGAGUUUUCCAAGUUACCUUGGUGCAAGCUGUGAACUGUAAUCAGUUUUCUAGGAUGCUAUGAAAUACGAUUUUAUUUUUUUUUUAUUUUUAUUCUUCUUUGCUUUAGUGGUAGCUUUAUGAGUAAGGAUGUGCAAAUUGAUGGGUUAAAAAAUGAAUAAAACCAUCUGGACAAGAAUUAGUUGGAGCACUAUAUUUGAGAUGAAAUUGAUUUGCACUACCUUUCUGUUUUCAAAUAGUUACUGUAUAAUUUGUGAGAGAACUGUUAUAGAUGGAAGGUGUAUGAGAUCAUCAGGUUUGUUCUGUGAAAUUUGUGGAGGGCUUUAAUGUGGUCUUUUCUGGAGAAGGUAAAGAGAAGGUUUAAAAAGAAGGUAAGAGUAGAGGAAGGAGGACUAACAGCUGACAGAGGAGGGGACUAGUUUUAAAUGGGAAUAGUAUUUAUACAGAGGAAAGUUAAAGUAUGGAUUCUACAAGAUUAAAGUUUUAGGAUGUUAUAAGCUUGUGAAUAAGUUUUAUGGUUUUUUAAUUGCAUAAAUCCACACUGGAAAAGAAAUAAAGAUAAUAGAAAUACUGGGAAGAAAUGAGAGGCAAAGCUAAAUAAGAAUGGAAAUGGAGCCGCAUGUACAAGUCAUUAUUGGAGAAGCUGGUUCCAUAAAUGUGUAACGGGGGUUUGAAAUGUGCAGCAAAGCUAAAAGGUGGCUGAUUACUUGAAUUCUGAAAAGUGGACAGUGUCUCAGAUAACUUUGUGAGCGGUGCCCAUCUCGCAAGUGUUUAGACAUAAGCUAUAGCUACAGAUGCAUUUGGUCUUUAUUGUAAGUCAGGUCUUUCCUCUGGCUCAGCAAUCCAUUUGUAGGCUGGAUGACUUUGAAUUAUCUUAUCUGAAAGACAAAAAUAGCUUCCUUUGCUUUUAGUUUGUUAAAGGCUCAGUCAGGCAAAGGAAGCAGAAUUUCUUAUUUGUGUUUCCAGCUUAGCAGAAAAUUAACAUUCAUUGGCUGUGUUGGUGACUGAGCUUAGCAACUCCUGCUUUUAGUAAUUCAGAGGGUUUUUUUCCUUAUGGUUUUUAAAUUCUUAAUUGAAAAACUGAUUACCAAAUUCUGCAGACUGCUGAUUUACUUGAUUUAAAAGUAGGAAAAAUGUAGCAAGAAGACUUUUUACUUUACUGUAAAUAUAAUUGUUGUUCUUUCAGAGUUAUUUAUCUAAAAAAGCACGUUCAAAAGAAACCAAAGAAGUGGGUGUGCAAUAGAAGCAUGAGGCAGAUUUGAGUAACUGUUAACUUCAGUUAUUAUCGUGCCAGAGAGGAAAUGAGUUAUAAAUUAUGGGGUGGGGUAGGGUGGAGGAGUGCAACCAUUUAAAAGAAGCAGAAGUUUAGUGGGGUUUUUCCCUCCACUCUUAGGGUGUUUGUUUUAAAUUCCCAAGGAAUUGUUAAAACUUUGGUGACAUCUAAUGGAUACUCUGUGAAACUCCAAGAUGCUUCUGUUCCUCCCCUUAAUUUGAUGUAAUUGUGCCUUUGUUUCCUUACCUUAGUAGGAUUUUUUUUAAAACCUCUUUACAGGUUUGUUUUUGUUUUGGUAAAAAGAAUUUGCAAACUUUAAUGAGACAAUCAUAAUGUUUUAAAGGGUUAAGAGAAAUUAAGAGUAGGACUAACUAUAAAAUAUAUAUAAGGCAUUAUCUUGUUUGGUUUUUUAAUUUCACAUGUAACAUUGUAGUGCAUGUGUGAGUUAGUAACAUUAUCCUCAAGUGAGACACUUUAUAAUGGUUCAGGGAAUGCUUUUAUGUUUUCUUUUUUGUAUGAAUUCAGCAGCAUGUUGGUGGGUAUUCUGUUAACAUCUACUUAAUUUAUGUAUCUGCCCAUACCUAUGUAAUCAUUACAUAAUCGCUGUCAAGAUCGAACCAUUUGUUGCUCAGAUUUAAACACUGUUUGAGUCUAAAAGUGGAGUAUAAAAAAUAUGUGAAUUUUGGUUUUACUUGAAUUAAACUAUCAGUCUUUUAAGUAGGCGCAUCUGCAUUUAAUGUAGUCAAAAGCCUCAAUCAGUGUUAUAUGCACUAAGAGUCUUGAUUUGGGGUGGAGGGGGUGGGGCGGGGGACCAAAAUAAACUUAAAUAUCGAUUUUUGUCUCAGUCCACAGUUAAUUAUUGUAAGUUGUCCUGUGUGUGGGUUUUCUUCUUUUUUACACACUGGCAAUUACAACAGCUUUAAUUUAUAAGAAAUGGUUGUGCCUAGUCAGCUUUUCUCUUUUUGAUUUUAGCAUCAAAUUGAACCGUCAAAGCUUUCAUUGAAAAACUGUUUUCAUUUCAUUAUGUGAUGGUACCAGAAUGAUUAAAUGAUAUGGGUGGGGAGGGGGGGAGGAAUGCAGGGAAACAUUAAAAUGUAUGUCUUUAAAAGGAAACAUUUAAACUAUUUAUAAUUUUGACAAGCUUAGUUUUAUUUUUGUAGGGAAAUUUUUAUUCCCCUUAAAGUUAUUACUGAAAUGGCAAAAAAAGUGAUGGUUCCAUUAUUAAAGU